Neurospora hispaniola is the source of this 759-nucleotide messenger RNA. RefSeq lists its product as uncharacterized. The transcript has a single exon. Bases 203 to 673 code for a protein of 156 amino acids. The record is from RefSeq and is a predicted model, not a curated record. Lineage: Eukaryota; Fungi; Ascomycota; Sordariomycetes; Sordariales; Sordariaceae.
UGAUAGGAUGAAAAUGCUCGGCAGAAAAAUAAAAACAAAAAAAUAAUAAUAGUGACCCGCAUUUGAAAAUCCAGCUGUUCGCAGUUACUUCUGUCGCUAAAAUCAUCGCUGAUAAGUACCGGACAAGCUCAGAAAGUGCUCUAACCCGUGUCUGAUGUCAGGUCUGGACUUGUGCACCCUUUCAUAGUGAUGCUGAUGAUAAAUGGCGUGGUGUGGACAACCGGGUCCAGAGGUUGGAAAUGACGUCAUAUGGCGGGUGCACAAAGACCGUUCCCAGUUCGGGCUUCCUCAGGCAGCGGUUGGGAAGCCGGUGAUUUGCCAGAAACAGCCGUGUUCACACAAUGCUCCUCAGCAUCUUUCCGACCCGCUCGGCUGGCCUCGCUGCUCCUUCCGCGUGGCUGAGCAACACCGACAAAAAUCAAUGAUGCAGGAGCGCGGAAAACAGAGACUGCGCAGAAGGCCAAAGACGGCAAGGAAUGCCAAAGACCCUGCAGCGAGCGACGCCAUGACGGACCCUGAAUUUUGGCGGGGUGCCACGGGAGACUCACUCCGGCCAAUCAGAGGGCGAAGUUGGGUUGCAAGCCCAUGUCUUAGACUAGAGCCCCUCCCUUUCUGGCCUGCCCAGCCCAGCCUGUCCAGUAGCGUGCUGCAACCGCAGACGUCAUCACUGUGAAAGUGAUUGCAUCGCGCUCUGAUGACGGAGUCGAAUGCAAUUUGACGAUGUGAUCGACAAAGACAAAAAAAUGUCUAGUGUAGUUC